Messenger RNA from Oenanthe melanoleuca, 2801 nucleotides. RefSeq names its product coiled-coil domain containing 157 (gene CCDC157). The transcript has 10 exons. NCBI's taxonomy places the organism in Eukaryota, Metazoa, Chordata, Aves, Passeriformes, Muscicapidae. The record is from RefSeq and is a predicted model, not a curated record. The coding region runs from base 277 to 2424 and encodes 715 amino acids.
CAUUAUCGCCCCGCGCGGGGGGGUCCCGAGGCAGGAAUGCACCACUGCGGCGCGAGAGGGGCGUGGUUGCCACGGCGACAGGGCCGGGACGCCGAGGCCUAGCACAGGCUCCGGGCCCGCGGCUUCUCCGCGGUUCCCUCGUUCCCCAGCACUCCUGCAGAGCGCCGGGCCCGGGAGUACCGUGCUGGUCCCUUUCCAGCAGCCGGUCCCGGUAGCGCCUUCCCUCCACCCCAGGCUUGGUGGCCGCGUUGUCCCCAGGCCGCGUCCCCCCGCAGCAUGGCGCACCUCCUGGGCCACCGCGGCUGCAUGGAGAGCCUGCGGGCCGACCUGCGCGACCUGCAGGCCGCCAUCGCCGACGUGUGCUCCCGGGCCGGCGCCGUGCGCUUCCCCUCAUGGAAGUUCCCCGACAAGGUGUCCUGCGAGCUGGACAUCCCGCUGCUGCUGCAGCGCUACAGGCACAGCGACAGCGACCCCGAGUUCAGCCAGCACGCACACGUGGUGCUGCUGGAGCUGCUCAUAGACAGGCUGCUGCUGCUGCUGCAGGGCUUCACGGGGUUCGCAGAGACGCUGCUGAGCGGGCGCAGGGUGCCGCCGGCCCGGCCCCUGGGGCCCUGCAUGUCUGCGGGGCUCACGGCCAGGACCUUCUGGAGCACCAUGCUGAGACUCGGCGCCUUCUGCCAGCAGCUCCGGGACGAGGAGAAGGAUUGCAGGUGGGAGAUCCCCACACAGCAAUCCAUUCCACCCUCUGCUCCCCAAGCUGGGAAAUACCAGAAGGAUCACCCAAAAAGCUUCUUGCCAGAUGUUUUGGAGUCAGGAACUGCCCCAGAGGGUGCCCAGCCCACCUCUGUGUGCCUGUGUCCCAGUGUCCAUGUGCUGGGCAGCUCAGGCAGCUCCCAGCCCAGCGCUGGCUCCAGCCGGGCUCGGAGCACCCGCAGUGUCCCCACACAGACCCUGGGGUCACCCCUGGGCUCCUGUGACACCUGCUCCAGCGCCCAGGCCAGCCUCCACGAGGUGGGCAGAGCCAUCACCAGCAUCUGCCAGAGCCAGAACAUCCCUUCAGCUCUCAGCAAAUUCCAGGAGGCGCUGGAGGACAGCGCAGUGAGAAGGAACCUCUCUGCAGCAGACAUGAGCUACUGGGCCACAGAGCAGAGCAAGGACCUCUCCCGGAUCAACAAACACCUCCAGGGGCUGCUGCAGCAGCUGAACCCCGUGAAGGCUGAGCUGGAAAAGAUGGGCAAACAGAAGGAGAAGCUGCAGAAACAGGUGGAGGACUUUUCCAGGAAGCUGCAGGCAGAGAAGCACACCCAAGCAGAGCAGCAGAGCAAGGCUGAGCAGAGCCUGAAAGCCAAGGAAAAGGAGCAUUCCGAGGCUGUGGCCAGGCUGGAGCAGGACAAGGACGACCUCCGGAGAGGAGCUGCUCUGCUGGAGGAGCGACUCUCAGCCCUGAAGGAGGAGCUGGCAGCGAAGCAGGUUGCUGUGCAGGAGCUGGAGCUCUCCAAGACCACCUUGCUGGAGGAGAUGAGGACCACAAUGGUGGCCAGGAGCCAGGUGCUGGAGCUGGAGGAGAAGGUGCAGGUGCUCACAGGCCAGAGGGACAGCCUGGAGCAGAAGCUGAGUGCCAGCAGCGUGCAGCUGGAGAAGGAGAAGGUCCGCGUGGAGAGCAUGUUCCGGCAGCAGGAGUCCCUGCAGGCUAAGCAGAGGGCCCUGCUGCAGCAGCUGGACUGCCUGGACCAGGAGAGGGAGGAGCUGCAGGCCAGCCUGGGAGAGGCCGAGGAGGACAAGGCCCGGCUGGCGGAGCAGCUGGAGCAGAGCCAGGAGCAGAGUGGGAAACAGCUCCAGGCACAGCAGGAGCUGCUGGACACGCUGCAGCAGGAGAAGCUGGCACUGGAGCAAUCCAUCCUGGAGCUGCAGGCAAACACAUCCCGGCUGGAGGAACAGGCACAGGAGCUGAGGGAGCGGGAAAGGCUCCUGGUGUUCUUCCCUGAUCUCCACGUCCCCACUGAGAUGCAGUUUGAGAGCAGUGGGAACUUGACAGAGGACAUGGAGAAUCAGCUUCAGGCCAACAGCAUCCGGAUCCAGGUGCUGCAGCAGGAGAACGUGCAGCUUGAGGCUCUGCUCGCCAAGGUGAAGGCAGCAGCUGAGCAGGGCGUGCUCAAGCUUGUCCCACAGGCCCAGCUGGGGUCUGAGCUCCACGGGGAGGCCAGCAGGCAGAACACUCCUGGGAAGCUCAGCAGUGGAAGCAGCAGGGCCAGCCCAGGGAUGCUGGGAUGCAUUGACAAGGCCUGGCACAGAGCUCCCAGCAGCCAGCACUCCAAGCAGCUCGGGGCAGAGCCCACAUUCCAGGCCAAAGCCUGCCUGACGCUCCCAGUGCGACACCUGGGGCUCGGCCUCCCCUCACAGCACACCAGGGCUCACCACAAAUAAACACACAUCACUCUCAAUUUCCUAACUGAGAAGCUGUGUUCCACCAGCUGCCACCUGCCCUGCCCAGGGGACCUCGUUACUGGUUCUUUGUGCAUCAGGAAGGCAAAUUCCCUCAGGAAACCUGGGCUUUGCUUUGUCCCUUGGGGAGCUGCUCCAGGGACGUUCCUGGGCUCUGGAGCUCAGUUACCCAUGGCUACGCUGCUGCUGGAGUCCCCAGAAGAGCCCUGGGGCUGAUGCCAGGGCACAGCAUGUGCUAGCUCCUGCUAGGAACCAUUCCCAAGAGGAGACUGGGAUGUGGCCACACUUGAAGAGGAAAGCAGAGCUGCCCUUAGCACAGCCACAACCUGGAAAAGUCGCCCCUCCAUGAGCACCCAGAG